AUGUCAUAUGCAAACGCUGGAUUUUCUGAUAAUGAUGUAAUAUUUCACAAUACAGACCAAAACUUACAAUCAAUUAGCCUUGAAGGCAACAUUGAAAUUCCAACAGCCCAAUCUACUUCGAGAGGAACACUUGAUGAACCCAUCAAAAAGACAUUCUUAAGAGAUGCUAAAUCCGUAGGACGAAAAAUUGCCCACGUCAUAUUCCCACGACGAGGUCACGAACUUCUCAGUGAUUGGGAUCUUUGGGGACCUUUCUUCAUAUUUAUUAUCCUUGCACUGGUUCUACAACUUAGUCACGGACAGAAAGAAGAUGCCGGAGCACCACAAUUUGCUCAAGUGUUCGUGGUAUUUUGGUUAGGAGUUUUGACGGUGUCCAUCAACACCAAACUUCUUGGAGGCAAUCUAUCUUUUUGUCAAACUGUCUGCGUUCUUGGUUACUGUAUUCUCCCCUUGGUUACAGGACUAGUUAUUAAUGUCAUCAUCAAGCUAUUCACUUCAGCUAGCACUUGGGUUUUGUGUAUUCGUCUCGUGCUGGUUUUCGUCGGUCUCUGCUAUUCACUCUUUUCUGCUUCGACAUUCUUGGCACCCAAUUCAAGGCCCAAUUGUGUUGCUUUGGUGGUUUAUCCACUCUGUAUUUUCUACUUCUUCAUCGGAUGGCUGGUAUUUGUUAAUACUGGAUCAACGAGAAUAUGA
Rodentolepis nana is the source of this 693-nucleotide messenger RNA. The record is from the annotation of a GenBank genome assembly. NCBI's taxonomy places the organism in Eukaryota, Metazoa, Platyhelminthes, Cestoda, Cyclophyllidea, Hymenolepididae.